AUGACUGCUUCCAGAAAUCUAGAAGAGCUGUCAGUGAAGCACAUGAAGGAAAUUAAAGGCGUGGAAAACUAUGCAAACCAUGUCUGUGACUUACCAGAGGAAAAAGAAGCAUUUUCUCCUAGUUAUGAAAAGGAAAACAAACAGCCUAGACAUAAGUUUAAAGAGCUCCAACUCAAACCAGAAAUGCAAACAAAGGAGGUUGAAACGUAUCAAGGCUUGUCUACAGUGGCUCUGAGCAGCCCUGGUGAACAGAUCACACACUUAAUCAUGGAAAGAAGUACACUCUUGAGGAAACUGGAACUUGGGAACCCCAAGCCAGAACCACAAAGAUGUCUGAGCCGUAACCUGCAGAAAGACUUUCCCCAGGAGAAACUUGAACAAACCCACCAGCCUCUGCAAAAGGACCAUCAGAAACAUCAAGAACCUGUGCAUCAGUCUAAAAAAAGCCUGAGUGAGUCCCAUAAUGAAGAUCCAGAAAAAGAUAAAACACCACAAAACUGCAGAGAGAGAGAUUUGGAGGACGUAGCACGGAAGUUAGAGGUGGCCCAUGGAGAGAUCCGAAGGCUCACUGAUGAACUGCAAGGGAAGGAGAAGGUACAGAGCAAACUCGCUUCUGCAUUUGAGAAGGCUCAACUAGAAAUUGAGAAAUUGAAAGAAAAUUUGAUAAAGCUGAAAGAAAAUGACUCAGUUGACCUACAGAAAGCAAAGGAACAUAAUCAGAGACUGGAUGAGGAAAUUCUGGCUCUAAGAAGUCGGGUUCGAUCACUUGACUCAGAAAAAAAAGUACUUGGAGAAGAGGUUGAACAACUUAAAAGAGGAACGUGUGAAGCUCAAGGGAAUAAGCAUCUUGGAAACCACUCUCCUGGGAAAACUGUGGGUGCUGAACAGAAAGUAGAGUAUCCAUCAUCUGGAGAAAAACUGAAAUACCAGCAGCAAGAGGAGGUACAACAGCUUCACCAGAAUUUGCACCGGCUCCAGACUCUAUGCAGCUCAGCAGAAAAAGAGCUUCGAUACGAGCGAGGAAAGAACUCGGACUUGAAGCAACAUAAUAGCUUACUUCAGGAAGAAAGCAUUAAGAUCAAAAUUGAACUCAAGCAGGCCCAGGAAAAGUUGUUAGACAGCUCAAAGAUGUGCUGUUCACUCACGGCUGAGUGGAAGCACUGUCAGCAGAAAAUCAGGGAACUGGAGCUGGAAGCACUUAAACAGGCUCAGAGCAUUAAAUCACAGAACAACCUACAGGAAAUGCUGGCUCAGGAGAAAUCUAAAGUUGCUGAUGCAGAGGACAAGAUUUUGGAUCUGCAGCAGAAAUUGGAACAUGCUCAAAAAGUCAGUCUAACAGACACUUGUAUUUUGGAGAAGAAGCAAUUAGAGGAAAGGAUAAAAGAAGCAAUAGAAAAUGAAGCUAAAAUAAAGCAACAGUAUCAGGAAGAACAACAGAAGAGGAAACUCCUAGAUCAGAAUAUGAAUGAGCUACAGAAGCAAGUGAAAAUCUUACAGGAAAAAGAGAGUCUAUUGGAAAUGACCAGUUCUCAGCAACAAAUCAAACUUCAGCAACAAAAGGCCCAACUUAAAGAACUGGAAAAUGAAAAAAGAAAAUCUGAUGAGCAUCUCAAGAGCAACCAGGAAUUGUCAAAGAAGCUGUCUGUGUUGCAGCAGGAAAAGGAAGCUCUAUGUGAACAAAAUGAGCACCUUUUGAAACAGUUUGAUCUCCAUGUGAGAAACUAUCAUCAGAAACAUCAGUACUACAAAGUCAAGCUGCACACAAUCAAGGAUCGUUUAGUUGAUGAAGUAGAACUCCGAGAUGAGAAAAUCAAACAACUUGAAAAUGAGGUUGGAGCCCUGCGGCAGCAAAUAGAAAAGGAGAAGGCAUUCCAGCACCAGAUCGCCACCCAAAAUGACACCCUGCUCCUAGAAAAAAGGAAACUUCUGGAGCAGGUCACAGAACAAGAAUUAUUGAUUGACAGCAACAAAUGGAGAAUGUCUUCUGUCCAAAACAGAGUACUUUUCCUGGAUGAAGAAAAUAAGCAGCUACAGAAAAACUGUCUCCGGCUCACGCAGGAGACUGGUCUCCUAGAGCAUAUCAUAAAGAGCAUCCAGAUCCACAGAGGGGAGGAAACAACAGUUUGUGACAUCCCUGAAUCUGAAGUAUUGAAUAAAAUCAUGUAUUUACCAAACUCCAGUUUUUCAGGAACAGGUUUGGUAGAGUCAGCUGGAAGUCUUCAAGAGACUGAAGAACAGAGGUUAGAAGAAACAGUGGCACACCCCAAGUCCCUCGAGUCCCUUUCAUGUUCACAGAAUUCUGAAGCUGGAAACAUAAACGGGGCUUUCCCGAAAGAAACACAUCUCAUUCAACAAUAA
This is a messenger RNA of Budorcas taxicolor (takin), 2358 nucleotides long. It is a transcript of the gene CCDC30, whose product is annotated as coiled-coil domain containing 30. The coding region runs from base 1 to 2358 and encodes 785 amino acids. The record is from RefSeq and is a predicted model, not a curated record. Lineage: Eukaryota; Metazoa; Chordata; Mammalia; Artiodactyla; Bovidae. The transcript has 18 exons.